AUGGCCAAUCUUGGAGUCUUUCCGGGCCUCGGCCUAACCCGAGCCGACUUUGACAACAACUCAGUCUUAAAUGUAGUAAACCCCGAUCCUCUCACGGGUUACGCUUAUAGCCCUAUCCCUAAUAACAACCCUGGUUGGAAGCCCGCUGUAUAUCAUACAGCCAUAGCAGGUAGUGCUCGCAACUACGACAUCAAGACUGCCGAUAUUAUCGCUACUCCACCCCUAAACCUCACCGUGGUUUUGAACAAGGAGAACAUUGGCGUAUGCGAUAUUGUUAUGAACCCCCUAGCAUAG
Molecule: messenger RNA, 294 nt
Organism: Penicillium antarcticum
Lineage: Eukaryota; Fungi; Ascomycota; Eurotiomycetes; Eurotiales; Aspergillaceae
Exons: 3
Coding region: 1-294 (97 amino acids)
Source: RefSeq, a predicted model, not a curated record